Molecule: messenger RNA, 2196 nt
Organism: Penicillium atrosanguineum
Lineage: Eukaryota; Fungi; Ascomycota; Eurotiomycetes; Eurotiales; Aspergillaceae
Product: cytochrome c oxidase assembly protein
Exons: 8
Coding region: 1-2196 (731 amino acids)
Cellular component (GO): mitochondrial inner membrane
Molecular function (GO): copper ion binding
Source: RefSeq, a predicted model, not a curated record
AUGGAUCUCCGGUUGAGUCUCCGUGACAGGCACUCUAGAGCCCGCUUUUUGAAGCCAAUCCUUCGAGCUUAUGCCCUGGGAUAUCUAUCUGCAGUCACCCCAAAGCUGGUCACAUAUGCACGACACUUUGCACGCAGAGACUGGUCCCCGAAACAGAAGCUUUGCGAGUUGGCUCAAGUCUUAGCGGGGCCUCUGCGCAUCAACACCUUUCCGACUUUCUGUGCCGUCCUGGUCGGUGGAUCAACUUUGCUUCCGAUGUUGUUGUAUCGGAUAUUCGCAUCCAUAGCCGGCUUUUCCGACGGUGACGUCCAAAGAUCCCAGACUCUUCGCCGUCUGAUUCGAUUCGUCACUGCCUUUUUCUCGGCAUGGUUUAGUUUUGAACUUUUGAACAAGAAACGUACACUUUCGUGGGACAGUCGAUCAAAACGGGCCUUCUCCGAUCAAGAACCCAGGAAAGAUGCCGCCAAUCCACUUGACCAUCCCCGUCCGGAGUUGGUUGGGAGAACGAUGGAUCUGACGCUGUUCACAGCCACACGAGCAGUGGAUGUAAUGGCAUGUCUAACAUGGAACUGGUGGUAUCACCGGCGCAAAGCUCAGAGUCGCUGGACCCUCGUUGAGUCGCUAGCUCCAGGUCUGGCAGAUGCGGGGGUCUUCGCAAUGAGCGCGGCCGUGGUCAUGUGGGCAUGGUUCUAUGAGCCGGAGAGGUUGCCCCGAACCUACGAAAAGUGGAUUGGAGAGGUAGCCAAGGUGGACUCACGCUUAAUCGAAGCUCUUCGUCGGGCUCGCCGAGGCGUCUUUGUGUACGGCAAAGAUACGGGCCAAGCACCCCUUCUCGAAGCUAUGUGCAGGGACUAUGGCUGGCCCGAGGAAUGGGGUGAUCCUGCCAAAACAGCACCCAUUCCAUGCGAGAUGGUACACAUGGGCUGCGGCUCUAAUUGCGAGAAACACGCACUAUACCGCUUUGCCCGGACUUUCAAGUUCGCUUGUGCAACCUACAUCCCGUUACAGAUUGUCCUGCGCCUACGAGCGAUGAAGAAUCCCACUGUUCUUCGCCGCGCGAUCUCUGAAGGCGCCCGAUCAUCUGCCUUCCUCGCCUCUUUCGUCGGCCUGUUCUAUUACGCCGUUUGUCUCGCUAGGACGCGCCUGGGCCCCCAGGUCUUUGAUCUAAAGACGGUCACUCCGCAGAUGUGGGAUUCCGGUCUCUGUGUCGGAGCGGGAUGUCUCAUGUGUGGAUGGAGUGUAUUGGCCGAGAAAGCGCGGAAGCGACAGGAGCUGGCGCUAUUUGUGGCACCCCGCGCUGUGGCAACGGUGUUGCCACGACUGUAUGAUAUAAAGUAUCAAUAUCGCGAGCGUAUCGCUUUCGCUACCAGUGCCGCUGUUCUUCUCACUUGCCUUCGGGAAAACCCGAGGCUAGUCCGAGGUGUCUUUGGCCGCAUUGCCAACACUGUGCUACUCCCCUCAUGGGGGCGCUGCACAUUAACAAACAGCAUUUCGCAACGGCCAAUUUGCAUGCGGAAAGGUAUCUUUGAAGCUGAAAAGAGGUUCUUCUCGAGAAACACAUUCCUGCACGAGAAGCGUCAUGCAUCCUCGGCGCCGUUCAAUACGCCGCAAUCGCAGCAGCGCAAUACAUCUACUAUGUACUAUACCAUUAGCAUGAUCCUUGGAACUGUCGCUCUUGCAUACGGCUCGGUUCCACUGUACAAAAUGAUUUGCCAACAGACUGGUUGGGGUGGCCAGCCCAUCCUCACCCACCGCAACGGCGACGGUGACACAGCCGCGCGCGUGACGCCAGUGACAGACUCCCGACGCCUCCGAAUCACCUUCAAUGGCUCAGUUUCUGAUGUCCUGCCCUGGAAGUUUACUCCACAGCAGCGAGAAGUGCGAGUGUUGCCGGGCGAGACGGCACUGGCAUUCUACACCGCGACCAACAAGAGCAACUCUGACAUUAUUGGAGUUGCGACGUACAGCGUGACACCGGGACAGGUGGCGCCGUACUUUAGCAAGAUCCAGUGUUUCUGCUUUGAAGAGCAGAAACUCAACGCGGGCGAGUCGGUUGAUAUGCCUGUGUUCUUCUUCAUUGAUCCCGAUUUUGCUACGGAUCCGAAUAUGCAGGGCAUUGAUACGAUUACGCUAUCUUAUACCUUCUUUAAGGCGAAAUAUGACGACAACGGGGUCUUGAAGCCCAUUCCCCAAUGA